UCUCAGGUGGGCCACAUUACACGCCUGUGUCAAUGUCUCCGAGCAUGAACCUAAGCGGGAACAACAUCCUAUUCACUUACGAAGAACUGGCAGCCGCCACCGGUGGUUUCUCUCAGGCGAACGUAAUAGGUCAAGGUGGGUUUGGGUUCGUUCACAAAGGGAUAUUGCCAAAUGGAAAGGAGGUGGCAGUUAAGAGUCUUAAGUCCGGUAGUGGGCAAGGAGAUAGAGAGUUUCAAGCAGAGGUUGAUAUCAUUAGCCGUGUUCAUCAUCGUCAUCUUGUUUCGCUUGUUGGGUAUUCCAUAGCCGAUGGUCAACGCAUUUUGGUUUAUGAAUUUGUUCCUAAUCAAACAUUGGAAUACCAUCUUCAUGGUAAAUCAGGUCAGGCUCCCAUGAGUUGGGGAACUAGGUUGAAGAUUGCCCUUGGAUCAGCCAAAGGACUUGCUUACCUUCACGAGGAUUGUCAUCCACGAAUUAUACAUCGGGACAUUAAAACUGCCAACAUCCUAAUAGACUACAACUUUGAAGCCAUGGUGGCUGAUUUUGGGCUAGCCAAGCUAACAGUUGACAACGAUACUCAUGUCUCCACCCGAGUUAUGGGAACUUUUGGGUAUCUAGCUCCCGAGUAUGCAUCGAGUGGGAAGCUUAGCGAGAAAUCCGAUGUCUUCUCCUUCGGUGUUAUGCUUCUCGAGCUUAUAACCGGAAGAAGACCACUAGAUCCGACGGGCCAAAUCAUGGAGGAUACCUUGGUAGAUUGGGCUAGGCCACUUCUUGUUAAAGCCCUAGAAGAUGGGAAUUUCAAUGAGGUAGCGGAUCCAUUGAUGGAGGGGAACUAUGACCAUACUGAGAUGUCACAUAUGGUUGCUUGCGCUAGCGCUAGUGUUCGUCAUUCUGCUAAAAGACGCCCAAAAAUGAGCCAAAUUGUUCGCAGCUUAGAAGGGGACUUACCUCUCGACGCUCUUAAUGAUUCUAAGUCCGGUCAGGGUAAUUCGUCGGCGUAUGAUACGGGCGCAUACAAUGCCGACAUGACCAAGUUUAGGCAGAUGGUUAUGUCUAAUCAAGAUUUCAAUAGCAGUGAAUAUGGUGAUACAAGUGAAUAUAGACUCAAUCAUUCUGAAAGUUCGAGUGAUUCAUCGAUGGAGAUGCGAUCUAUGGGAAAACCGAGAAUUUAAAAAGAUUACGUUAUAAUACUA
Molecule: messenger RNA, 1190 nt
Organism: Impatiens glandulifera
Lineage: Eukaryota; Viridiplantae; Streptophyta; Magnoliopsida; Ericales; Balsaminaceae
Product: proline-rich receptor-like protein kinase PERK4
Exons: 6
Coding region: 33-1169 (378 amino acids)
Biological process (GO): protein phosphorylation
Molecular function (GO): protein kinase activity; ATP binding
Source: RefSeq, a predicted model, not a curated record